AUGCUAUCCAGUAAAAUUGCGAAUGCCUCAAUCGAUUUGAGGGAUAGAAUUUUGCAACUUUUCCUUUUUAAGGUACUGUUAAGUCUGGAACUGACAACCUCUAAAGAAGUGAAGUAUUUCCUUCUGCCCAGCGAAAAUUCGUUCGUUGCGUUGGCGAAGUCCAAUGUCACAAAUGGCAGCUUGGUAGAUCUGGCCCACCUUACACCUGCACCACACAAUUGUGAUUGGCUCCGAAGACUCUCUUCUAGAGAUCGACCAUUUACACAUCUUGUACAGACAUGCAUUCUCCCCUUCUCACUUGUUCUCACAAUCAUAAUUAACACCCUCCUUUGCGUAACACUUAAUCGACCAACAAUGCGAACCCCCACCAACUUCCUCCUUCUUGCAAUCUCCUUAGCAGACCUCUUCACUGGACUGUUACCCCUACCUAUAUUCACCGCCUUCCUAACCGACUACUUUGACACCAAUCUCACAAAAGGCAAGGCCUACCUCACCUACUAUUGCACCGUUGUCCUCCCCACACUAUUCCAUACAAUUUCUAUAUGGCUAACAGUUAUUUUAGCCAUACAAAGGUUCAUUUACGUUGUGAAACCUCUCUCCGUUCGUAACUACGCCAUUUGUCGGUAUCGAGGAGUUUCAACCAGUGUAGCUAUUGUUAUAAUUUUAGCUUUGCUCCACAACACAAACAACUUUCUGACUACAUUCAAUGUUGGCGCAGUGGUAUGUACGGACAGCCUCGGUGUUAUAACCGGAGUUCAUGCAAAGUUGUUCAAAUGUACUCCCCUAAAGCCUCCCAUACAAUUUGCCAUUUUACUGCUCCGUGCUUUUACAGUCCACAUUGGCCCCUGUCUUCUUUUGUGCAUACUCACUGCCAACAUGAUGGCAGCCCUAAAGAGCAUCGCCAGGAAGAGGAAUGAACUGCUGAAAAAACGCAAUGAGGUAAAAGUGCUAGCUGACAAGGUAAGGCUGAAAGACGCACUCAUCGAGUUAGAGGAGAAUAAACCUCGUGAACGCAUGGGAAGGGAAAGAGUCAGCAGGGGAGAUGCCUACAAAACGUCGAGGAUAAUGUUGGUGGUUCUGUUACUUUUUCUAGUUGUGGAGAUUCCUACCACUGUCCUCGUUGUUAUGUAUGGUCUUCUCCUCGCAUUCCAAGCCACACCGCCGCCUUUCUUUGUCGAGGUACGUGAAGUCUGCAAUCUUCUAAUUGUCGUCUCGUAUCCGUGCAAUUUUGUUAUAUACUUUGCCAUGUCCAAACGGUUUCGAAUUACCUUCGCAUCUCUGAUCUCGGUCUGGUCAAAGCGAAGGCAGGAGCGCCAAGAAGCACAGCAUCCCACAUCAAAUUAG
Hydatigera taeniaeformis is the source of this 1344-nucleotide messenger RNA. The record is from the annotation of a GenBank genome assembly. Lineage: Eukaryota; Metazoa; Platyhelminthes; Cestoda; Cyclophyllidea; Taeniidae.